Molecule: messenger RNA, 889 nt
Organism: Paramecium sonneborni
Lineage: Eukaryota; Ciliophora; Oligohymenophorea; Peniculida; Parameciidae
Source: the annotation of a GenBank genome assembly
AUGAAUAAUUACUUCCAACAAAAGAAAAGAACUGCCUCUCUCUCAAAUCCAAAAUCAACCAAAAAAUCAAAUGUUAUACUUAACAACUCAUUCAAUGAUCGUCGAUAACAUUUCAUUCAAUCUCUCAACCCUACCUUUGCUAAUUGUAUGUUUUUAUCAUCUCUAUUAUAGGCCUCCUUAAUGGACUUUAUCCUACUCCUAAAUAACCUACAGAAACAGCUAAACCUAUUACAUUAUCCAAGUAUUACUAUUUAUUCUAUUUAGAUUUCUCAACAACAAUCAAAGAAUACAAUAUAUUGUUGAGGAUUUCACACAAUCACAUUUACCUCGAGAAUUAUAUACCGAGGGGCCCAAAAUUAAAUUACGAGAAAGAAUUUAAGCUUUAGAAGGACCUCAAUGGACUUGUUAAAACAAACCUAAAUUAAGAAAAGAUCAAGCUCAUCAAGCUAAUUAAUAUAAUAAAAGUAUAAUAGACGAUACUGCUAAAGAUAUGUCUAUGGUCUAUUUUCCUACUUGGAAAAUUCAGUCUAAAGAUAAAUGGAAGACUGAAAAAGGUUUUCUCACCACUGUUAAUUCUAAAUCUACAGAAACUCAAUUUUAUACUGAUGUUUAUAUCGAUGGUUUCGAGGUCUUAGGAGAUAUAUCUAGAAAAUUUGAUAAAGAAGAACUUCAUCUCAAAGACUAUCGUUAUACAUUUAAAACAUCUAAUGAACCUAUCCCAUCUAUUUCUAUCAGAAAGGCUAUGUAAGAUAACAUUUACAAUCAAUUAUUUCAUACAAACUCAAACCAACCCGAUUUACUCACUAAUACCAGACACCCAAAAAUUUACAAUAAAUCUGUAAGGCAAGAAAUUCUCACCAUAUCAAAAAAAUAGAAUAAAGAUGAAUGA